AUGGAGAAAUCACAGAAAAACACUGGAAAUUGGGCGAGUGAAAACAAAUUCAUUCAGUUUGUGGUGAGGGUCGGCAAUUUUUUACCGGUGGCAUUUAUCGUGUUGCUUGUGACGUGGUCAUAUUAUGCUUUCGUGGUGAGAUUAUGUAUAUUUCACUUGUUCAACGAAAAUUAUACUCAAGGAGUAAUAUAUUUGGUCAUCUAUCAUCCAUUAUUAAUAAUGAUGAUGUGGUGUUAUCUUGUUGCUACCUUCACUUCUCCGGGAUAUCCUAACGAUCCGAUAUCACCAAAAUCUUCUCGGUUACCUACCCUUCCGGGAACUACAAUCUCAUCCCAACAUCACCCAUCUGAAACUCAUAAUAGUCCUGAUGUGAAAAACUCUCUUCUGUCGACAAAACCUGGUUCUUCCAAACAGAAAUCUAGUAUCAUCUUGGAUGAAAGCGGGAAUCCGGUUUCGUUAGGGGCGAUUAUGGUAAAACAGAGUGGUGAGAAAAGAUAUUGCCAGAAAUGCCAGUAUGAUAAGCCAGAUAGAACACAUCAUUGCAGAGUGUGCAAAAGGUCGGUGUAUUCUGAAAAUGGAUCACCAUUGCCCAUGGCAACGAUAAUGAGUCUAGACCUAAACAUAUCCUUCCUUAUACUAAUCGGUGGUGUGUUUGCACUAAGUUUACUAGGUUUUGCCGUAUAUCACACGAGUCUGUUAUUUUCCAACCAAACUACGCUGGAAAGCUUGAUGACAAAACAAAAUUUUAAGAUGCGCGAAACUGACGAGGUGACCACCGGAAAACUAUUGAAUUUAUUUGAUAUUGGCAAGAGGCAAGGCAAACUUCCUUCAAGUAAUGGGGUCAGCUUGGUAUUUAUGGUUUUUCCCGGUUGGAGAACCCAUGGGAGAUGGUAG
Molecule: messenger RNA, 894 nt
Organism: Acaulospora morrowiae
Lineage: Eukaryota; Fungi; Glomeromycota; Glomeromycetes; Diversisporales; Acaulosporaceae
Source: the annotation of a GenBank genome assembly